Pogoniulus pusillus (Red-fronted tinkerbird) is the source of this 1183-nucleotide messenger RNA. RefSeq names its product PHD finger protein 5A (gene PHF5A). Gene Ontology annotation, cellular component: U2 snRNP; U12-type spliceosomal complex; catalytic step 2 spliceosome. NCBI's taxonomy places the organism in Eukaryota, Metazoa, Chordata, Aves, Piciformes, Lybiidae. Bases 261 to 593 code for a protein of 110 amino acids. Gene Ontology annotation, biological process: mRNA splicing, via spliceosome. The transcript has 4 exons. The record is from RefSeq and is a predicted model, not a curated record.
CAGGAAGGCAGUGAUCCUUGCAGGAAGGCCGUUCAGCCGCGACGUGGGUCUCCUCUGGGUGAGGAAAGGGUAACAGUUGGAGUAUCUCUACGGAAACAAUUUUUUUGUUAGCACUCCAUGCGAUCGAGUCCCGCUGUUUUGCACUGGGGGCGGUAGUUUUUCAGGAGGAGUUUUUGCCGCAGCCAGGACUGGCGGCGGUGCAGAGCGCGGGUCGGAGGUGACGGCGCGGCGCGGCCGCUCCCGCUGGGUGUCCUUUCGCCAUGGCCAAGCAUCAUCCGGACCUCAUCUUUUGCCGCAAGCAGGCGGGUGUGGCAAUUGGAAGACUUUGUGAAAAAUGUGAUGGCAAGUGUGUGAUCUGUGACUCCUACGUGCGGCCUUGCACCCUGGUGCGCAUCUGUGACGAGUGCAACUACGGCUCCUACCAAGGGCGCUGCGUCAUCUGCGGGGGUCCAGGAGUCUCUGAUGCCUACUACUGCAAGGAGUGUACCAUCCAGGAGAAAGAUAGAGAUGGUUGCCCUAAGAUUGUCAACCUGGGCAGUUCCAAGACAGAUCUCUUCUAUGAAAGGAAAAAGUAUGGCUUCAAGAAAAGGUGAUCCUAUCCUACACCUCCUGUUGGGAUGGCAAGAGGGUCUUGGAACAUCUUUGGACUUUGCUAUUAUUGAAAACCGGUUGAUUAUUUCUUUGUAAAGCAGUACAACUUCAGUAGUAUACUUAGGGCUGGAUAACUAAUGAACUGUGUUACUGAUUAUCAGAAAGAGCAAAUGAGGAUCACUGUCUCUUGGCUUUUCAGAAGCUCUGCUAGUAGCUGCCCCAACUGACUAGAAAAAUCCUGGUUGGCAGAUAUUUACACAUGGGGUCGCAGCUUGGUAAAAAGUGAGUGCCACUUCUGGUCUGGGGAAACACCUUGAAGUUCUUCCUACCAGGUCUCCUCCCAAUUGCUUGAAAUCACCCCACACCUCAUUGUUGAGGAGCAGAGUACUGAUCUCAUGUGUCUGCUCCUGCUGCCCUGCUGCCUUCCUCCAGUAUAUUUCCAUGCUGCCCUGUUUGGUAAGGAACCUGCUCAUGGCUGGUGCCUUCCUAGGGAGAACACAGCUGUUCCACAUUUUCUGUGACAGAUUAAUCCAAGGCCCUUUCUUGCAACCAUUUCUGUAGGAUGCAUACAAAUAAAGCUGAUUCUUUUGUC